Aspergillus homomorphus CBS 101889 is the source of this 1543-nucleotide messenger RNA. RefSeq names its product glycosyltransferase family 32 protein (gene och3). The record is from RefSeq and is a predicted model, not a curated record. The transcript is spliced from 4 exons. Gene Ontology annotation, biological process: protein N-linked glycosylation. Gene Ontology annotation, cellular component: mannan polymerase complex. The coding region runs from base 105 to 1346 and encodes 413 amino acids. Gene Ontology annotation, molecular function: alpha-1,6-mannosyltransferase activity. Lineage: Eukaryota; Fungi; Ascomycota; Eurotiomycetes; Eurotiales; Aspergillaceae.
GGCAGAGCAGAAGAUGAGGGUUGCCUGUCCGGGGUGAAUUCCCUCCCCUACCCUCCACAACCUCCAUCUGCGACUCUGGCUGCAGAUUUAACGGUCGCAAAAAGAUGGCUCCCACUCGGCUGCGGCGUCUGGCUACCUUCGCCUUGAUCGGUGCGGUGUUGAUGACUUGGAUGCUCUACCAGCGGGACGAGUUCGACAACGAGCUGUUGAAUCUGGAGGAUCGACACCCGCUACUCUAUCGCCAUGUUCAUAUGCAUAGCGGGGAGGGAGGAGCGUGGUAUAUCCCGCCUAAAUGGACCAGCCCCUCCGCCGCAACCCCCAAGGACAUCGUUGAAGCGGCCGAGUUAGCUCUCAAGGUGACCCAGAGCUCCUCAGAAGGUUAUCUACCGCACUCGACGAUCCCCAAGAUUGUCCACCAAACCUGGAAAAACACGCGCAUCGACACUUGGCCCAAACUCAUCCGUCACAGCGCCGAGCGAUGGCUGCAAGCUACUGAGGAGGAGAUGGCAUAUUUUCUCUGGACCGAUGAAGGCAUGGUGCAAUUUAUUCGGCGAUUCGAACCGGGGUUGGAGGCCCAAUUCGCAAACCUGGCGCGCAAUGUGGAACGGUCGGAUGUAUUCCGCAUCCUCGUGGCCAAAUGGAUCGGAGGAGUGUAUGGCGACAUUGAUACCGAGCCCCUUCGUGCACCGGUCAAGUGGAUCAGCUCGACCGACAUCCUUCCCUGGAGAGACAACCAAACCGGGACAGUCUACAACUCGACCGCACCUGUGCAAGCCAUCGUCGGUCUCGAGGCCGAUUGUGUCGAGGGAACCGAUACGUACUGGCGCAUGGGCUACUCGCAACCGGUGCAGUUGACUCAAUGGGCCUUUGCGUGGUCACCAGGUCAUCCCAUCCUUCAAACCUUCAUCGAUCGCCUGUCAACGACGAUACAAACCAUCUCCGACCGGUACGGAGGGUCACUCCAGUCGCGAGGCGCUCGACAAGAGCUCAUGUCCUUGGAUCCGCUCAUGCUGACUGGUCCGGCUGCUUUCACCGAAGCAGUCCGGGGUCGACUGGAAGACGUGGUCGAGCUGCGGUGGCAUGCGCUGUCGGGACUACAGGAUGGAGGGAGGAGUAAACUGGUCGACGACGUUCUUGUUCUUCCCAUUACAGGCUUCAGUCCUGGCCGCGGCAGAUACGGGAAUAUGGGCUCGAAGCCGAUCACCGACCCAUCGGCGCGGCUGCGGCAUCUGGCGCAAGGCUCGUGGAGGGCGUUUGAUCUGACGGUGGAGUAUGGGAAAUUCUGUCGCACUAUGCUGGGCAUGUGUCGCGACUGGUCCAAGGUGCCUACUGCUGCUAUCGUGUGAUUUCUUUUCGAAUUGUAAUUUUAUUUACUUGGUCUAUUACGGUGGGUUUCGGCGUUCUGCAUAGGAGUGACGGGUUAUUGGCGAUACCCAACUUGUCGGGGUUGAUUGCUUUCGCGCGUGCAUGUACAGUACAGAGGGGUAUUGAUUGGAUAGUGGGGCAAUUUAAGCUGAAAUAAUAAGAAGGCAAAAGUCACGAA